CCGGGAGCCGAGCGGAGCGGGGCCGGCGGCGGCGGCAGCGGGCGGGUGGGGAGGUGCCGGGAUCGCAGUUCCCCUCGGGGGAGGCGGCCGGAGGGGACGGCGCGGGAGAGCGGAGCUGCCCGAGGAGCCAUCCGCACCGCUCUCUCCGCGCCUCCACCGGCGAAGAGAGUCCGAGGGGAGCCGGGGGCCGCGGGGUAGCCAGCGGGGGUCCGGCUCCCCCUCCCAGCCGACGGGAGGGGGGCGAAGAGGGCCGUCUCCCACUUUGGCGAACACUUUGGCACUUUGCUGGACCCGGAGCAGGAAGGGGUGGAAAUAUGGGGAAAGUUGGAAGUUGCCUGGUGACUUUGGCCGGACUUUUGCUGGCGGCGGGAGCGCAGACGUUUACAGGAUGCUGUACUUUCGAUGAGCCAUUUAGCACCUGUGGCUACAGUCAGUCAGAUGAUGAUGAUCUUAACUGGGACCAGGUGAACACGCUGACAAAACCCUCCUCAGAUCAAUGGAUGCCUUCUGGUUCUUUCAUGUUGGUGAAUACAUCUGGGAGAUAUGCAGGACAGAAAGCUCACCUCCUGAUGCCCCAUCUAAAAGAAAAUGAUACGCAUUGUAUUGAUUUCCACUAUUAUGUUUCAAGCAAGAGUGGAUCUAGCCCUGGCACUUUGAAUGUGUAUGUGAAAGUUAACGAUGGACCUAUUGGUAACCCAGUGUGGAACACAUCUACUACUAGUACUUGGAACAGAGCAGAACUGGCAAUUAGCACUUUCUGGCCCAAUUUUUAUCAGGUUGUUUUUGAAGUGGUAACUUCAGGUCACCCUGGAUAUGUGGCCAUUGAUGAAGUGAAAGUUUUAGGACAUCCGUGUACAAAAACUCCCCAUUUCUUGCGUCUUCAGAGUGUGGAAGUCAAUGCAGGACAAUUUGCUACUUUUCAAUGCACUGCCAAUGGUAAAUUCACUACAAGUGACAGACUUUGGUUACAGGGUAUUUACGUGAGGGAUGCACCUUUGAAGAACAUAAAAGUGUUCAAUGUUCGACGAUUUGUAGCUCUUUUUAAUGUGGUAAAUGCCACGAAGCGGGAUGCUGGCAACUAUCGCUGCAUGAUUCGAACAGAAGGAGGGGUUGGAGUAUCGAACUAUGCAGAACUAAUAGUGAAAGAGCCACCAGUUCCUAUUGCUCCACCUCAGCUGUCCUCGGUUGGUGCAACUUACUUGUGGAUACAGUUGAAUGCCAAUUCUAUCAAUGGAGACGGACCCAUUAUUCAAAGGGAAGUUGAGUAUCGAACUUCAAGCGGAAGCUGGUAUGACAUACAACCUGUGGACUCCACGAGCUAUAAGAUUGGACACCUGGAUCCUGACACUGAGUAUGAGAUCAGCGUGUUACUUACAAGACCAGGCGAAGGAGGAACUGGAUCUCCCGGGCCAGCUCUCAAAACAAGAACAAAAUGUGCUGAUCCAAUGCGUGGGCCACGGAAAUUAGAGGUUGUGGAGAUCAAGUCUAGGCAAAUCACUAUUUGCUGGGAGCCAUUUGGAUAUAACGUUACGCGUUGCCAUCGGUACAACCUCACAGUCCAUUACCGUUACCAGGCUGGAGGACAAGAGCAAGUGAGAGAAGAAGUAAGCUGGGAUACAGAAAGUUCACAUCCACAGCACACCAUUACUAAUCUUUCACCAUAUACAAAUGUCAGCAUCAAAUUAGUACUAAUGAAUCCCGAAGGACGAAAAGAAAGCCAAGAACUUGUCGUACAAACUGAUGAAGAUGUUCCAAGUGCUGUACCACUUGAAUCCAUUCAAGGGAGUACCUUUGAAGAGAAGAUUUUUCUUCAGUGGAGAGAGCCAGUGCAAACAUAUGGUGUCAUUACUUUGUAUGAGAUCACCUACAAAGCAGUCAGUUCCUUUGACCCAGAAAUAGAUUUAUCCAAUCAAAGUGGACGAGUCUCAAAGCUAGGAAAUGAAACGCACUAUCUCUUUUUUGGAUUGUAUCCCGGCACUACCUACUCUUUUACCAUCAGGGCCAGCACAGCUAAAGGCUUUGGACCUCCAAUCACAAAUCAGUUCACCACUAAAAUAUCAGCACCCUCUAUGCCACCAUAUGAACUCGAGACACCUUUGAAUCAAACUGACAGCACUGUGACAGUCUUACUGAAACCUGCACAGAGCAGAGGCGCUCCUGUCAGUGUCUACCAAAUAGUUGUUGAAGAGGAACGCCCUCGGAGGACCAAAAAGACAACUGAGAUCCUAAAGUGCUACCCAGUGCCCAUUCAUUUCCAAAAUGCCUCACUUUUGAAUUCCCGGUACUACUUUGCUGCAGAGAUUCCAGCCAAUGGCUUACAAGCUGCUCAGCCUUUUACUAUUGGUGAUAACAAAACCUACAGUGGCUUCUGGAAUACUCCUCUUCUUCCUCAUAAGAGCUACAGCAUCUAUUUUCAAGCUGCUAGCAGAGCCAAUGGGGAAACCAAGAUUGACUGUGUCAGGGUAGCCACAAAAGCUGCGAUAAUCGUGACUCAGCUUACAACACCAUACAUUCGCAUCGCCCCUGCUGCAGGCGACGACCAACUAACAGGGGCUGCUACUCGAAAACCAGACCCAGAGCCUGAGAAGCAGACCGACCAUACUGUUAAAAUUGCUGGAGUCAUUGCAGGCAUCUUGCUGUUCGUCAUUAUAUUUCUGGGGGUUGUGCUGGUAAUGAAGAAAAGAAGAAGCUAUCACUCCUACACUUACUACCUAAAAUUGGCUAAAAAGCGAAAAGAGACAUUGAGCAGUACGCGGCAGGAAAUGACAGUGAUGGUGAAUUCAAUGGAUAAAAGCUACACUGAGCAAGGCACCAACUGUGAUGAAGCUUUCUCUUUCAUGGACACACACAAUCUAAAUGGGAGAUCUGUAUCUUCACCAUCUUCAUUUACAAUGAAAACUAAUACACUGAGCACGACAGUGCCUAACUCUUAUUACCCAGAUCCAUUUGUGCCAACUGCAAUUUUAGAUGAAACCCAUACGAUGGUCAGUGACACAAGCAGCCUGGUUCAAUCCCAUACCUACAAGAAGCGAGAUCCAGCGGAUGUGCCCUACCAGACUGGACAGCUUCAUCCAGCCAUCCGUGUAGCUGACUUACUGCAGCACAUCACCCAAAUGAAGUGUGCAGAAGGCUAUGGAUUUAAAGAGGAGUAUGAAAGUUUCUUUGAAGGACAGUCUGCACCGUGGGAUUCAGCUAAGAAAGAUGAGAACAGAAUGAAAAAUAGAUACGGGAAUAUCAUUGCAUAUGAUCAUUCUCGAGUGAGAUUGCAGCCCAUUGAAGGAGAAACAAACUCUGAUUACAUCAAUGGAAAUUAUAUUGAUGGUUAUCACAGGCCGAAUCACUACAUUGCUACACAAGGACCGAUGCAGGAGACAAUAUAUGACUUUUGGAGAAUGGUAUGGCAUGAGAACACAGCCAGCAUAAUCAUGGUUACUAAUCUCGUGGAAGUGGGAAGGGUUAAGUGCUGCAAAUACUGGCCAGAUGACACAGAGAUAUAUAAAGACAUUAAAGUUACCCUAAUAGAAACAGAGCUCCUCGCUGAAUAUGUGAUUCGAACAUUUGCAGUAGAAAAGAGAGGUGCUCAUGAGAUUCGAGAAAUUCGUCAGUUUCAUUUCACUGGUUGGCCAGACCACGGCGUGCCGUACCAUGCGACAGGCCUGCUGGGAUUUGUACGGCAGGUCAAGUCCAAGAGCCCGCCAAACGCUGGACCUCUGGUGGUUCACUGCAGUGCUGGCGCUGGCAGAACCGGGUGCUUCAUCGUUAUUGACAUCAUGCUAGAUAUGGCAGAAAGAGAAGGUGUUGUAGACAUAUACAAUUGUGUGCGAGAGCUUCGAUCUCGGAGAGUUAACAUGGUGCAGACAGAGGAACAGUAUGUAUUUAUCCAUGAUGCUAUCCUGGAAGCCUGUCUUUGUGGAGACACUUCUAUUCCAGCUUCUCAAGUUAGGUCUGCUUACUAUGAAAUGAAUAAAUUGGAUCCUCAAACUAACUCCAGCCAGAUCAAAGAGGAAUUUAGGACGUUAAAUAUGGUGACUCCGACGCUGCGUGUGGAAGACUGCAGUAUAGCACUUUUACCACGAAAUCAUGAAAAGAAUCGCUGUAUGGAUGUCCUGCCUCCAGACAGAUGCCUGCCUUUCCUCAUAACGAUAGAUGGGGAGAGCAGCAACUACAUUAAUGCUGCACUGAUGGAUAGCUACAAGCAACCAUCAGCCUUUAUAGUUACGCAGCAUCCCUUGCCAAAUACUGUCAAAGAUUUCUGGAGACUGGUCCUAGAUUAUCACUGUACUUCAAUAGUUAUGCUGAAUGACGUGGAUCCAGCCCAAUUGUGUCCUCAGUACUGGCCAGAAAACGGAGUACACCGACAUGGUCCUAUUCAGGUGGAGUUUGUAUCAGCUGAUUUAGAAGAAGACAUCAUCAGCCGGAUAUUCCGAAUUUACAAUGCAGCCAGACCCCAGGACGGCUAUCGGAUGGUGCAGCAGUUCCAGUUCCUGGGAUGGCCCAUGUACAGGGACACACCAGUUUCCAAACGCUCGUUCUUGAAGCUCAUCCGCCAGGUGGAGAAGUGGCAGGAGGAGUACAACGGGGGAGAGGGACGCACAGUUGUCCAUUGCUUGAAUGGAGGUGGCCGCAGUGGGACGUUUUGUGCAAUCAGUAUUGUUUGUGAAAUGCUUCAACAUCAGAGGGCUGUUGAUGUAUUCCAUGCUGUGAAGACACUGAGAAAUAAUAAGCCUAACAUGGUGGACCUUCUGGAUCAAUAUAAAUUCUGCUAUGAAGUGGCUUUGGAAUACUUGAAUUCUGGCUGAUGGCAUAAACAGCGCAGACACUGUUCCUCCCUCCACCACCACAAACAAAGCAAGUCGUUUCAUGAUAUCUGUGUCAAUGAGAUGAAGACUUCUCAGUGUUACGCUUCUACUGCUUUGUAUAACUGGCUCUUUUUAAGAGCCCAAAGAGAUGUUUAUAAAACUGCUUGCACUGCCCAUUUUCCACUAUUAAUGCCGCUGCUUGACACCCAUAUGAGCGUACACCAAACCACAUGGCGGUCGUUGAACACUGUAUUCAUAUGUAGCCAUCGGUGUGGUGAAGCAGCAUAGUCCUCUGGUAAAUAAGAGAGCACAAUUAUAUUCUUAUGAAGGAAUUUGUACUCUUCGUUCUAUUUUGUCGCCUGUGAUUCUCAGUUAUUGUCAUGGCCUAGUGUACAUUUCUGUUCUGUGGAGGAUGCUAUCUGGCAUUUUGAUAAUAUAUGAUUUUAGUUAUAUUUGCAUUCUAACACGUGCAUAAUAAAUGAAUCAUAUGUAGCUUAUUUGAACUAAUGGAAAGACAUGUACCAAAUCAUGUUAACUUUUUUGAGUUGUAAUUUCUAUCCACUUUGUACCAUUUCAGAGAGAGAAUCUUGGUAGAAAUGCAGUUAGACAAAUGCAAAAUACAGGAUGCUCAGAUUAAUAUAUCCAAAGCUUUUUCAUUUGUUUAUAUUGUAAAUAUUUUUUGAUUUCAUCAAAUUAUUUAUUCAUUAAAAUGAAUUUUUUUGUGAAGCACAGUGAGUGACAAUCAUUUUUAUUAAGCCCUGGAAAUGCUUACUGUAUGAUAAUGUAAACAUUUGUUUACCUUGUAUGGAUUCUCAGCUCAAUAAAUGAUUAUACAUGAUAAAAUCUUGUUAUUUAAUACCUCUUGGCAUCUGAGUGCCUUCCAGUAAAUCUCUUUUGACUUUAAUUCCUCUGAAUACUGAGCUACUCCAAAGCAUCUUUUUGUGUGAUCUAGUUUUGAUCCAGCCAAUAGGAAGAAGGAUGUGCCAUGCCACUAUAUAAAAAGAAGAGGUGAGUUGGAUGAAUUAAGAUACACAUACACAAAUGGAAGACCUGAAAGUUCUGCUGCUCGGUGAAGAAGAGCUGAUGUUGGUUUGGCAUGCAGUACUCAGCACUCAGUCUUGUCACAGAGGCGUGUUACGCCUCACUUUCAUGGAUGCAGUGCAAGAGGCACAGCAGCAAAGAGGACUGAACCAGCAAUGGCUUGCUGCACUGUCCUUUGGGAUUCCAGAUCUUUCUCUCUCACCCAGCAGUACCAAGGAGACAUUGCAGGCAGAGCAACUGCUCAGUACUGAACCCUUCCAGAGCUGUAUGGAAACCCAGAGCAAGGAGGUUGCAGACUGCUCAGUAUUUCAGCUCUUAAAAAGAUUAUUUUAACAUGCGAGCCGUCUGGGAUGGGGUCCAGUAUCGAUAUAAGCGUAUCAAAGUCAAAAUGUUUUGAGAGCCUUUAAAUCUAAGAGGUAUCCAGCCUGGAUAGAAUGAUACAAAGCUUGUCAAGUGCCAGUUCCAAAUCACUGCAAAAUUCAGAUCUGAAGACAUGAGGAUUGGCUUCCUCUGCAGCUGGAAAGCAUCUAUUUUACAAGAAAAUUGCUUUAAAAUGUAGCUGACAGCUACAGGCCAUUGCUGUAAACUGCAGAGAAGUACUGAAGAACUUAGGAAAAACAACCCCAGCUCCUAGAAGAAUGGCUGUGCUUGGGUGAGCCUUGUAGCACUACAGCCCAUUGCAGGAUAUGCUCUGAUUCACGUGGAAACCUCAAAUAUUGUAUUCCUCCAAGCAGUUUGACAGACCCGGUAUACCUGCCAAGCACAGUUCUCUGUGAUUAUUAAAGAUUACUAAAAAAUUUAUUUCCAGUAUCUAGUCAUUGAAAUAUGCAUACAUGUGUCUAAUAUUACCUGAUGAUUCGAAGAACUUUAAGGCAGCUAAGCAUGCUGAAGAAGUGCUGAGACUGAAAGUGACAUAGGCAACAUGAUCCCAAACUUGAGCAAGAUUUCUUGAAAUGCAGCAAGAAUUUUGGCAAUCUCCCAAGGACAGAAACUGCCACUAUUAUUUGAGAUGUUGCACUCUUCAAGACUUGCUUUGUCACAGGUAGGUCUUGGGGAAUGAGGGGUUAAAGAUGGCAGAAGAGAGUUCUACAGGUUUUUAAUUUCUUUACUGAUGAUAUCACUGAUUUUUUUUGUUCUUCUUCUGGCACAGGCAUAGUCAAACCACUCUGAACUUCAGUGCCUUCAAAUGGGAGCCAGCUCAGGAAAAUAGUAAGUCACUUUGUGUCUUCACCCUCCUACUACAGUUAUUAAUAUGAAUUACAAAAAUCCAGGUUCCGGUGAAGUAUUUUGGCAAGAAGAAGAAAAAAAAAAAAAAAGCAAGAUGAGGUCUUCAGGAGCCAGGGGUAGAGAAAAAGUAAGGAAUAAGAAAGGAGCAGAAAGAAGAGGUUAACAUGGAGGGUAGAUAUUCAAGAAGUAGCAUGGAGCUUCUGAAGGUUACCUGGAGGAUACUAUUGCAGAGGAAGCAAAAGAAAGAAAACUACAGUGACAGCCAUUUCAGGUGUUCAUAAACCAACUUCCCUUUUUAGUGGUACAUUAUGAAAUCACUAGUCCAAACAAACGUACGAAGAACAUCAAUCCUAGUUUGUGAGGAACAGAGGAAGGAUGUUUUCUUCAAUCCCUGGUGUAUAAGUGGCACAUAAAUGAAUAAACACUUCAAAUGGUUGGCCGUAUGUAUUACCCAAUCCAUCAUCUGUCCAGGACUUGAGGUGGUUGAUUUUUGUUAAGUUCUUCUGAAAGAGCAGCAGUGCUGAUGGGGAGAGGAUAUGACAUUCAGGUAUCUCUGUCUUUUUAGCAGCAGUGCUCCUUGCACCUUCCUGGGCUUCUUCAUCAGCAAAAUGAGUCAAUGACUGUCCAAAUAGUUUCAUAGAGUACUAAUGCAAAGCUUAAGGACUGUGUACAGUAAAAUUUGAAAACAAAGAAUAGAAAAUAGGAUUCACAGUAAAAUAUGCCUUACCACACAGCUAUACAUGCUCAGCCUCCUAUUUUGUUAUGUUGACCCACAACAUCGAAGGCAGAUGUUAGUGGUAUGGUAGUACAGGGUGGACCUUCCCACCAAUAUUGUUACAUUUUGUUGCCAUGUGACAGAUGGCAGCAGCAGGGCAAUCUGAUAGAAUGGCAUCUGACGUGGAAGUGCAGAUGAAGAAAAGAUGUGUCAUUGAAUUCCUUCACAUGGAAAAAAAUUGUUCCUAUUGACAUUCAUCCAUGCUUGCUGAAUGUUUAUGGAGACCAAAUAGUGGGUGUAAGCACAGUGAGGAGGUGGGUGUCAUCACAGCAGUGGUCACAGUGACUUGAAAGACAAGCCACAUUCCUGACGGCCAUGCACAGCUGUCACAUCAUGAAAUGAAGAAUUUCUCAAUCAGCUCAUCCACAUUAAAUGGCAGAUUAGGAGCAUGGAACUGUGUACAGAGCUAAAUAACAGAGCUUCAAUGCAUUGGAAACAAUGGUCUCAGUGUUGGAAUACUGCAACAUCUGCAACAGGUAGGUCCCUCAGGUACUUGCACAGGAACAAAAACAACACUGUAAGAAAGCUCGUCAGGACCUGUAGAACAAAUGUGAGGCUGAAGGUGACAGUUUUCUAGGUCAUAUCAUUUACCAGUGACAAGAUGUAGUGUCACCACAAUGAGCUGGAGUCAAAAUGGCAAUCCAUGGAAUGAUGACGUGUAAAGUCCCCACUGAAGAAAAAGUUCAAGACACAGCCCUAAGCCAGUAAAGUGAUGUGCACUGUAUUUUGGGAUAGCAAAGGGGUGAUUCUUCUGGAUUUCCUUGAAACUAGAUAAACCAUCAACUCUGACUGCUGUGUCACAGCACUGAUUAAGCCAAAGGCUCAAACUUUCAGAGGAGAAGACAACCAUUCUUUUGUGGCACAAUAACACCAGACUUCAUGCCAGUUUGAAGACUGGAGCACACUGGCAGUCUUGGUUGGACUGUCCUACCACACUCAACAUAUCAUCUGGAUCUGUUGCCUUUUGACUUCCAUCUGUGUAGGCCAAUGAAAGAUGGACUGCAUGGGCAACAUUUUCCUAGUAAUAACGUCAUUGUAACAGCUGUGAAACUGGGUAACCUCUGCUGGUACAGAUUUUUUUGAGUGCGACAUGCAGGCUCUUGUUCAUUGCUGACAAAAAUGCAUAAGCAAGUGGUGGUGACUGUGUUGAAAAAUAAUAUUCUGUAGUUGAGAAUUCAAUCUAUCAAAUAGUGUUGUUGUGCUUUUUGUAUCCCUUGUAGUUUCCAUGGAAAUAAAUAAGA
Lagopus muta (rock ptarmigan) is the source of this 9083-nucleotide messenger RNA. RefSeq names its product protein tyrosine phosphatase receptor type M (gene PTPRM). The record is from RefSeq and is a predicted model, not a curated record. Gene Ontology annotation, cellular component: membrane. NCBI's taxonomy places the organism in Eukaryota, Metazoa, Chordata, Aves, Galliformes, Phasianidae. Gene Ontology annotation, molecular function: protein binding; protein tyrosine phosphatase activity. Bases 315 to 4799 code for a protein of 1494 amino acids. The transcript is spliced from 34 exons. Gene Ontology annotation, biological process: protein dephosphorylation.